This is a messenger RNA of Piliocolobus tephrosceles (Ugandan red Colobus), 1503 nucleotides long. RefSeq names its product immediate early response 3 interacting protein 1 (gene IER3IP1). NCBI's taxonomy places the organism in Eukaryota, Metazoa, Chordata, Mammalia, Primates, Cercopithecidae. The coding region runs from base 109 to 357 and encodes 82 amino acids. Gene Ontology annotation, cellular component: COPII-coated ER to Golgi transport vesicle; Golgi membrane; endoplasmic reticulum membrane. Gene Ontology annotation, biological process: endoplasmic reticulum to Golgi vesicle-mediated transport. The record is from RefSeq and is a predicted model, not a curated record. The transcript has 3 exons.
GUCUUGGGCUUCAUCGGCUUCCGUAGGAAGGCGCCAGCCUUGGAGGCGCCACGUCCCUUGAGGCAACGGGACAGAAAUCGCUUGGACUUCGGGCGGCUCUGGACGGCCAUGGCUUUUACCUUGUACUCACUGCUCCAGGCAGCCCUGCUCUGCGUCAACGCCAUCGCCGUGCUGCACGAGGAGCGAUUCCUCAAGAACAUUGGCUGGGGAACAGACCAGGGAGUUGAUGGAUUCGGAGAAGAGCCGGGAAUUAAAUCGCAACUAAUGAACCUUAUUCGAUCUGUAAGAACCGUGAUGAGAGUGCCGUUGAUAAUAGUAAACUCAAUUGCAAUUGUGUUACUUUUAUUAUUUGGAUGAAUAUCAGUGGAGGAAAUGGAGACUCAGAAGAAGACAUGCCAGUAGAAAUUAUUACUUCCGUCAUUAUUGGAAUAUUUAUAUCUUAGCUGGCUGACCUUGCACUUGUCAAAAAUGUAAAACUGAAAUAAAACCAGAGUUUCUGUUUAUCUGGUUUUUUUUUAAUGUUGCACUUGUAGUUUCAUUACGAAAAGAUCAGAUCAUGAGAGGUAGUAACUCUCCAGGACUGGAAUAUCUGAUUGCUCACUGUUAAUAGUAGUUCAUGCUGUGAUGAGAUUGUUAAAAGGGUGCAAGACUGUUGCUUCUCUUUUUUUUUUUAGAUAUUUUUCUAUCUCUCACUUCUCAGGGAUGAAUUUUUUUUUUCAAAGUUUUGAAGUUCCUUGCAACUUAGCUAUGAUGUGAGUGGUUAUCCCUAGAUAAAAUUUAAAGGAUUUUGAAAAAGCAAUUACUGCACAUAAAAAUGAUAAAUAGGUAAUUUGAAUAAUUUUAUUUUAAGCUUCUUGGAUAAUUAUUUUGUCUAUUGUCUCAGCUAUAAGUUCAAAUUUAUACAUAUUAUUGAGUAUUAAUAUUCUCUGAUUUCAGGGAGAAUUCUGUCAGUCACAUGAUGAUUAUGUUUUUGUUUAACAUUCUUUCCAUGCAUUUGUUAUUUUAUUAAUUGGCCUGAAUGAUGAGACCAGACCAGUAUCUACAGAUUUUCAUUGUCAGAAAAAUCUAUAAGUCUGCCCUUUUUACAGUGAUGAUUUAAAAAAAAAAAAACCAGCAUAAAUAUUAGCCUGCAAGAGCAGUCCUAAACAAUCACAGUUAAACUGUACUACCCAAGAAAACUGUUUAUUGUGAAGCAUUUACCUUAAAAAAAAAUCAUUACAUUUCUAUUUCUUGGUGGAGUAAGCACAUUGUGGAGUGUGAUUCUUAAUUCUUCAUUAAGUUUAUCAAUAGGACAUUCAUGCUGGAUAGGUUGUCUUUUGUUUUUAUGUCUCAGACCAUUUUGUGAGGUUAUUUGCCCAUCUCAUAAUACAGAUUUAUGCAGAAAGGUUGAAAUUAUGUAAAUGGUUUUUAUGGAAAUUAAUCAGUUACAAUAUUUUAAAGGGGUAGAAUGGCAUCUUUGUUUAUAGGAGAACAUUUGUAAAUAAAGUUGAAUUUCUAAGUCAA